Messenger RNA from Oldenlandia corymbosa var. corymbosa, 738 nucleotides. NCBI's taxonomy places the organism in Eukaryota, Viridiplantae, Streptophyta, Magnoliopsida, Gentianales, Rubiaceae. The record is from the annotation of a GenBank genome assembly.
AUGGCACAACAUUCUCCCCUGUAUGUGAUGGGAUUGAGAACCAAACGCCAAAGAGUUCAUGCUGGGAGAUCAUGCAUCCCUACAGGUAAAUCUCUCAACUACCAUCAUCAACCUUGUUUAAGAAAUGGAAAUGGUUGUAGUUUGAGAGUGUUGAAAAGCAAGGCCAGAGAAGUUCUGGUGGGCUGCAAUGCUCACCGGAUGGGAGGCGGCGACGACAACCGGGCUUUAGAAACGGUUCUGAAGCUUUAUAGCGCCAUCAAGAACAAGAGCUUCACUCAACUGUCUGAUGUUAUUGGAGAAGAAUGUCUCUGCAUUUGCAAUUUCGCCUCAUCUCUGCAACCUUUUCAUGGUAAGGAGCAAGUUUUGGCGUUCUUCUCAUCUCUCAUGAAGAUACUGGGAAACAACAUUGAAUUCGUGGUGCAACCAACGUUUCAUGAUGGGAUGAAUGUCGGAAUAUCUUGGAAACUAGAAUGGAGCAAGAAUCAUGUUCCUCUAGGAAAAGGUUUCAGCUUCUGUAUGUGUCACAUUUACCAGGGAAAAGUGGUAAUACAGAAUGUUGAUAUGUUCUUGGAGCCAAUUCUUCAUAUUGAACCGUUUCGAUUGCAAGCAGUCACAUUCUUGACGAAUGCCAUGGAUCAUAUUUGCUCCCGGGCUGUCUUCAAGGGGAAAGCAAAGGGCUUGAUGAAGAUUCUCCUCUUUCUAAUUCUCAUGGCUGCAAUAUUUGUCUUUGCUAGCUGA